This is a messenger RNA of Cooperia oncophora, 525 nucleotides long. Lineage: Eukaryota; Metazoa; Nematoda; Chromadorea; Rhabditida; Trichostrongylidae. The record is from the annotation of a GenBank genome assembly.
AUGGAGCAUCUCGCCUGUUUCUCGGGAGGAAUGUUUGCACUUCAGUCAGCCAACGAGUACAAUGCCAGUGUUUCGAGACAUUACUUGGAUCUCGCCGAGAAGCUAGCUCAUACAUGCCACGAGUCCUACACACGUACUGCGAUUGGCAUCGGACCGGAAGCUUUUCGGUUCACUAACGACAAUGAGGCUAAAGCUGUAGCGAGUAAUGAGAAGUACUACAUAUUGAGACCUGAGGUUGUUGAGACAUGGUUCUAUCUCUGGCGCAUCACGAAACAGGACAAGUAUCGAGAAUGGGCCUGGAAGGUAGUGCUAGCUCUAGAGAAGUAUGCUAAAGUGGAAGGCGGUUAUUCUGGAAUUCGAGACGUUUAUACUGUUCCAGUGGAUCAUGAUGAUGUACAGCAGUCAUUUUUGUUUGCCGAGCUUUUCAAAUACUUGUAUUUAAUUUUUGCUGAUGACGACAUUCUGCCUUUAAACCAAUGGGUAUUCAAUACGGAAGCUCAUCCAUUCCCCAUUCGGAAGCAAUAA